CUCCUCUGUUCAGCCUAUAUAAGGCUCCCUGUCGGCGCUCCCGGUACACGCGCUUCAACUUCGGUUGGUGUGUGUCGAAGAAACCUGACUGCGACCUGGGGAGAACAGCCGAGAGGGUCCACCGAGCCUCGCCAGAGGUCCGCUGAGCGGGCUCGCGUCCGGAGCCACUCCGGGCCGCGGAGCACCCGGCGGAACCCACGCCUGGCACAGGUGUGGGACCCCGUCCUCCUGUCUUCGCAGAGGAGUCCUCGCGUGAAACAAAAAGCUUUUGAAAACAAAACGAAGAAAGGGUGGAAGAGGAGGCCAGGAUCAGGGCCUCCAUCCCCACAGGAGCGAAGCUACACCUGGGAGGUCUCCUCCCACGCCAACCCUCACCCUGGGGCCCGACUGCCCACCUCCUCCUCCUCCUCCUCCCCCCAACGGCCCCUCCUCCUCCUCUUCCUCCUGCUCCUCCUCCUCUUCCUCUUCUUCAUCCUCACGCAGCGCCCCAAGGGGCCAGUACAUCCCCAACCUGGCCGAACGAAGGCGAGACGAUCUCUCUGAAGAGAUCAACAACCUCCGAGAGAAGGUCAUGAAGCAGUCCGAGGAGAACAACAACCUGCAGAACCAGGUGCAGAAGCUCACAGAGGAGAACACCUCCCUGCGCGAGCAAGUGGAGCCCGCCCCUCAGGACGAGGAGGACGACCUGGAGCUCCGAGGUGCUGCAGCCGCCGCUGCCCCACCCACUCCGCUAGAGGAGGAGUGCCCGGACGACCUUCCUGAGAAGUUUGACGGCAACCCCGACAUGCUGGUCCCGUUCAUGGCCCAGUGCCAGCUCUUCAUGGAAAAGAGCACCAGAGAUUUCUCCGUCGACCGCGUCCGCGUCUGCUUCGUGACCAGCAUGAUGACGGGCCGUGCCGCCCGCUGGGCCUCCGCCAAGCUGGAGCGAUCCCACUACCUGAUGCACAACUACCCCGCCUUCAUGACCGAAAUGAAGCACGUCUUUGAAGACCCGCAGAGGCGGGAGGCUGCCAAGCGCAAGAUCCGACGUCUGCGCCAAGGCAUGGGGUCGGUCAUCGACUACUCCAACGCCUUCCAGAUGAUCGCCCAGGACCUGGAUUGGAACGAGCCCGCGCUGAUCGACCAGUACCACGAGGGCCUCAGCGACCACAUCCAGGCCGAGCUGUCGCGCCUCGAGGUCGCCAAGUCGCUGUCCGCCCUGAUCGGCCAGUGCAUCCACAUCGAGCGGCGGCUGGCCAGGGCGGCGGCGGCUCGCAAGCCGCGCUCCCCGCCGCGCGCGCUCGUCCUGCCGCACAUCACGAGCCACCACCAGGUGGACCCCACCGAGCCUGUGGGCGGCGCCCGCAUGCGCCUGACCCAGGAAGAGAAGGAGAGGCGCCGAAAGCUGAACCUGUGCCUCUACUGCGGCAACGGGGGUCACUACGCCGACAACUGUCCUGCCAAGGCCUCCAAGGCUUCGCCGGCGGGAAACUCCCCGGCCCCGCUGUAGAGGGACCUUCAGCGACCGGGCCAGAAAUAAUAAGGUCCCCACAAGAUGAUGCUUCAUCUCCACACUUGCAAGUGAUGCUCCAGAUCCAUCUCCCGGGCAGACACACCCUGUUCGUCCGCGCCAUGAUCGAUUCUGGUGCUUCCGGCAACUUCAUCGACCACGAGUACGUUGCCCAGAACGGAAUUCCUCUGAGGGUCAAGGACUGGCCAAUACUCGUAGAAGCGAUCGAUGGGCGUCCCAUAGCCUCGGGCCCCGUUGUCCACGAAACGCACGACCUGAUAGUCGACCUGGGAGAUCACCGUGAGGUGCUGUCAUUCGACGUGACUCAGUCUCCCUUCUUCCCCGUCGUCCUGGGGGUGCGCUGGCUGAGCACACACGAUCCCAACAUCACGUGGAGCACCCGAUCCAUCGUCUUCGAUUCCGAAUAUUGCCGAUACCACUGCCGGAUGUAUUCCCCAAUACCUCCGUCGCUCCCACCACCAGCACAGCCGUCCUUUUACUACCCGGUGGAUGGAUACCGAGUUUACCAGCCGGUGAGGUAUUACUACGUCCAGAAUGUGUACACUCCGGUGGAUGAAAACGUCUACCCAGACCACCGCCUGGUCGACCCGACCAUAGAAAUGAUCCCUGGAGCACACAGUAUCCCCAGCGGACACGUGUACUCCCUGUCCGAACCCGAGAUGGCAGCCCUGCGAGAUUUCGUGGCCAGAAACGUCAAGGAUGGGCUCAUCACUCCAACCAUCGCCCCCAACGGAGCCCAAGUUCUCCAGGUGAAAAGGGGGUGGAAACUGCAAGUUUCCUACGACUGCCGAGCUCCCAACAGCUUCACCAUCCAGAACCAGUAUCCUCGACUCUCCAUUCCAAAUUUGGAUGACCAGGCUCACCUGGCGACGUACACGGAGUAUGUACCUCAAAUACCUGGAUACCAGACGUACCCCACGUACGCCACGUACCCGACCUACCCGGUAGGAUUCGCCUGGUACCCAGUGGGGCGAGAUGGACAUGGACGAUCGCUCUAUGUCCCCGUGAUGAUCACUUGGAAUCCGCAUUGGUACCGCCAGCCUCCGGUGCCCCAGUACCCGCCGCCGCAGCCGCCGCCUCCGCCGCCGCCGCCGCCGCCGCCGCCGUCCUACAGCACCAUGUAAACACCUGUCGUGUCCUUCAGGAUCUCUGCCCUCACACUGCACUCCUGUUCAGCUUCUCAAUCGGUGACUGUGUGCGUAAGUAGGCUACUGCAUCUUCGGGCCAGCCUGAGGCACAGCCCUCUCUGCAAUGGCUAUAGGAAGGUCAGAGCCACCCUGGACUGGCACACAUCCUAAAAAGCAAGCUCUCCGAGAGCGACAGAAUAUUUACCAACGAAUUAUCUCUCAGUUUUCCACCUCAACUGCCAACCUAACUAAAAUUCGUCGUAAGUUUACUUCCCAGCGAAUCCUGGAAGCCUGGGUUUUACCUGCUGAAACUCACUCUGUCACCAUCUAAAUUAAUGGGCUGCCAGAUUCCAUGAUUGACAUUUACAGAGAAGCUGAUGCGAACACAGGAAACGCCGAUUGCUUUUUGGAGGGGGAGACGGAGGAGGAGGAGAAGGACAUGACUUUUCUUGCAGUUUCGGUACUCUUUAACAACAUCCCUGGAGGACCGACGCCUUAUUAAGGAAGCCAAGUUUGUUGGUGCAGUGUAAGGUGGCUUCCGCGAUCUGUUUUGCUGCACCUUUAGAAACUUCACCAUCUUCAAACUCCGCUUUCAUGGUUCCGUUAAAUCUCAAGGAGCAGACCGGUUCUCCCAGGAGCAGGCAAAGCCCCUGCAACAGAAACACCUCAGGCCUCAGAAGGGAAGUGCUCUCUCAGAUGGGACUCUUGCAUGUUUAGAGUGUGCCUUCACACCCUGGUGCAAAUCACACGUACCCAAGAACUCUGGCUUUCUCACAACACCUUACCAUCAUCAUGCCAGUAAUGGCUUCCACAAAAUGUUAAACCUGGUAACCAGAGACUGUUGGUGGCUCGUGUGUCAGAUGUUUAUGAAGCAUCACUACCUUUCCAUCAUGUAGGAGAGCUAAUGAGUAGCAAAUCAAAAGGACGCCUAACCAGUACUCAACUCUUAAGAGACUCUAAGUUAACGUUACCAACUUGUCCUGGUACUUCAGAAGGAAUUUUGGAGCGUCGUUGUUAUUGGCUGGAAGAGGGUCACCUGAAGUCUUGGAAGCAUCUCUCCAUAUGUCUGCCUCCAUAUGCAUCUGGGCAUUUCAUCACCAGUCCCCUCACUAGACUGUAGCAUUAGGAUGCUUAGAGAGGGGACAUGAACUUAGCACCCAGACCCACACUCCUAUGCCUGCGAGGGAUAUCUUUGAAGAAGAAGAAUUGGGGCGCUGGACACUGUCUUGAAGAUAACGGACUUCUUUAGUGAGCUUUACAUCCAGAGGGUGACCUGAUGGGUAACCACCUUAAAGGAUCAGAGUUCACACAGUGGAAAGGGGUCCCCUUUAGAGGAUGGAGACAAAACUAAGCUGCCAACGAAAUGAAAGGCCUCAAGCGACUCAAAGCAACAGACAACACAAGCGUUGUCUUCAGUCCAGUGAUGACAUCUAGUCUCCUGGAUGCUUUGUGCUAACCUGGGACUGCCUGACUUCUUUACCUGGUCUUUUGCUACUACCUUGAACUGUUUGUCUAACCUCUCUCUUUCUGUUUAAUUCUUUACUACUGCCACUAACCCUGCUGCAGGAUUUGUGUCAUCUUUCCUGCCUGGUUGCUGAGACUCCAUUUUGCUGCCACGCACGGAGAAGAAAGAGGCAGGCUUCAAGGGGCUUGUGUUUCAGUACGCAACCUCCAAUUGCCAAAACACAGUUUGAGCAGUAGACAACAUGGUAUAUAUUUCAAGUUGCUAAUCAUGAAGAGGAGUCUAACGGUGAAGUUUCAUUUUUCAUCAACAUCAUCUUUCACACAUUCAUUACCCUCCACCCUUAUUCUUGCAUGUUUAAAUACUUAAAAGUUUUAGCCGUAGGUUACUAGUGUCUUUUAACAGUGUUUUAAAGUGAUGACUGCUUUCAGAAGUUAUUUCCAUUGAAUUACAAACUACUAUCAAAUUCUUAUUGUUGAACUAAUUAAAAUUGAUAAGUAACAUAGUGUAAAAUAUUUCUUGACUGUGAACUUCUCUUACAACACUGUGAAUGAGAGGCUCCUCAGAACUGGAGUAUUUGUAAAAUAGUUCAUCCUGUUCAUCUUCAAUCUUCUAGCUUAACGUCGUAUAGGACUUCAAUUUUAUCAAUUGGGCCUUUAAAAAAAAAAAUCACACAAAAAGAGAUACAAAUUCAAAGAAGAUACCUAAUUGGCUACUUUCUCUUCAAUGGAAUCCGAAAGCUUGUCAAUCACUCAUGUGUUUUCGAGUAAUUACUUUGAAAAUGGUGCGUUUGUGCUUCUGGACUCUUUUGAAGCGUCACUUCAGUUUACCUCAGAUCAAUCCAUCAUCCAUACAUUUGAAUUCAAGUUGUUUUGUGUCAAAUUUACAGUUGUCAAUUGAUUUUCAAGCUGCAGAGGGCCUAGAAAUAGGUCAUUGUCUGCAGCCCUGGCAUGAGCACACGGACAUUUGCCAUCCCUGCAAGCAAGUCCGGAGGGGUUGACCAACAACAGCAACGGUCAGGCAGAGCAUGGUGGUGUGGGUCAACGACUCAUUGGAUGAAGACCCUGACCCACAUUUGGCUGUUCAGUAAAGCUCGUGAAAAACUGUUGGCAGUGUGUUCUAUGCCUUAUUGCUAUAUAUAAUAUCUAUAAAUGUAGGUGUUAAGGAUAAGUAAUUUCAAAUUUAUUCUAUAGUAUCAGAAUUUAAUAAGUUUCCUUUCACUCACUGAAUUUAUUUUGUUGCUGUUGAUUAUGUUAAUUGAAUACCUUUUUUGGCAUUUUCCCCACAAAAUGUCUUUAUUCAUAAGGAAGGAAAGAACAAAGAAAUUAAAUCUCUAAGGGAGUUAGAAAGGGAGCAAAAUAAAGAAAGCCUAAAGAACAUAAAUCAAAACAUAAGAAUUAUUAAGCAAAGCUGCCAUUCACCUUUUCGAAACAAGCUGGCAAAUUUGGUUAACUUUUCACCCAAAUAUUCGGUCUUAACUAAAUCAAGGAAGAAGAUAUGAGCUCCCAUUGUUAGACACACCCAGAGAGAACUAAUGAAGGUCAUCAUGCUAAGAUAUUGAGAUGGAGGAAGUUUACGUGCAUUUCUGAAGGGUCAGUUUAGUCUGAGCAAUGAGGUAUUUGUAUUAGAUGCUAGAAAAUGGAGAAUUCGUUUGAUUCAAUCAUGAGAGGUGACAUAAGGAACUUGUGCACAAAACAAAGAGGGGCACGUCUACAUAGUGCAGUCUGGAUUUCUGUUUAAGUUCGCAGGUACCUCUUGGGCUCCUGAAUUGAUCCGGUUGUCAUCCACCACAGACAUCGAAGGUCAGCUACGAUUCCAAGAUUGGCAACAGAGAACAUUCUGCUGGAAAGACCUGGGCAAACAUGAAGGACCACCUGCUGAGAUGAAGCGCUGGGUGGGAACCAUGCUACGUUUUCAUCUGAAGAAUGAGCAUCUAGUGGGACUUGAAAGUUCUUUGUUGUUUCAGAUUGUAGAAUGCGAUUGAUGGAAUUAGUCUGUGGACAUUGCAUUGUUUUUAUUUCUUUAUGUAAUCAUUUUAAGUAAUAGGGGAUAUAUAUAAUUAUUUUAGGGUGGGAGGGACUAAGUAAUCUUAGGUGGGUGGGGUUAGUUUAAAAGUUAGCAUGAUAUUAUGUAUUAGAUAACUCUAAGUGGACAUGUGUACUUACUUGUGAUCCUUUACCCUAUGAUUGUUACCCUUAAAGCUUGCAAAUAAACUCAGAGGGAACUACAGGGAGAUGAACCUAUUUAGAGCAAAUUGGACAUGGAUAAAACUCUAGUGGGAAAAAGCUCAAAAGUGAUUGGAUGAAUAGUUUAAAAGAGGCUCUUUGCCCUGGGUGUUAACUCCAAGGAUCCAGAUUGUGAGCAAAGCCUUUGGAGAGUCAGGACAAGUAGAUACUCUUUGAGAAAUUCUUGCCGGAAUAAAAUUGGUAAUGAUGGAUGGUAAAUAUUCAUAGAAGUUACAGAAAAGUGAUGAAGAAGAACCCUGUCUGUGGGCCUCCUACUUAACCCCUGCCUCUUCUCCCUACCCCAACCACCUCCCUACCCUUCCCCAUUUUAUUGCUGUAUUUCUAUUUACUAAUAAUUGUAUUGAUGUUAUAAUAAAAAUUCAAUUAAUAAAGAUUUAGCGGUUAAGUGCAA
Molecule: messenger RNA, 6736 nt
Organism: Canis lupus familiaris (dog)
Lineage: Eukaryota; Metazoa; Chordata; Mammalia; Carnivora; Canidae
Gene: PEG10
Product: paternally expressed 10
Cellular component (GO): cytosol
Molecular function (GO): zinc ion binding; nucleic acid binding
Source: RefSeq, marked reviewed